Messenger RNA from Prorocentrum cordatum, 312 nucleotides. The record is from the annotation of a GenBank genome assembly. NCBI's taxonomy places the organism in Eukaryota, Dinophyceae, Prorocentrales, Prorocentraceae.
AUGUCGGCCGCGCGCUGCUGCUUGCUCCUCGCCGUGGCAGGCAGCGCUGCCGCCAUGGACAUAAAGGGCAGGGCGGGCAUCCCCGUAGGCCCGGAGGAGGGCAGCCGCCUCACCACGGGCGAUGCCUCGAAGGUGCACAUGAGCGUCGAGAUGCUGGAGAGCGGAGGAAUGCUUAUCGGCGGCACCGCGAUCGAGGAGCCGGCCCACACUGGAAGCGCGGAUCUGUGCGCGCAGCUCGCGGUGCCCGUGCUGGCGCUGGUGCUCGGCGGCGGCGUCUUCGUCAUCUUGCCCAGAUACCGGACCAUGGCGCAG